GGGAAAAUAUGAAAGUGACAGGCCUAAAUGUGAUUGCCAGGUAGCCUUUCACCUAAUGGCCUACUUCUUAGGUCCAGAAAUAUUACAAUGUGUGCGCUGUGAUUAGAGAAGAGGGUUGCUCUGUGCGCCAAUGGUGUUCGUCAGAUGUUGGGAAGGGAGCUGGAUGCACUGCGCAUGCGCAGUUUUUCUCCUGAUGUAUGCGCUGCUUGGCCACCGCCUUCCAGCCUUACAACCUUCUUUCCCUUCAGCUUUCCUGUCAUCCGCGCUACUAUCCAUCCUUCCAUCUCCCCCUUAUUCUUCCCGUUCGCAUCGCUCGCGCGACCAUGCGCCAGGAUCAUCGUUGCGGUCUGAUGCGCUGAUGUCAUUUUUGAAAGGUCUUCAAAUAUGAAUCAUGCGUCUGAUAUUCCAUCCGAGUCUGAUCGCUGGCGUCUUAAUUGCACUGCUACCUUCGUUUUCCUCCGCCUCAGUGGUUUCCGUGGAGAACGAGGUUGUCGACGAGCGAGGGUCUGCGACGCUGUGGCAAGAUGCGACGGCAGCACCGGAGUCUAAGAGCAAUGGGAACGCUACAAGCGAACAGGGCAAGGAGGUGGCCAUCACGUACCCAUCACGCUUGGUGUACUACGUGAACGAGGAAGCGGAGAGCGCAUACCACGACUUGGAUACUCGCGCUCGAAACCAGGCAGCUGAAGGACAGGCCAUCCACUUGGCACAGGCAAGCUUCCAGCUGGACGCCUUUGGUUCUACUUUUACUCUGGAUCUUGCACUAAACAAUGGUCUGCUGUCCUCAAAUUAUGUCGAGAUCCACUAUGAAAAAGACAAACCAGUUUUCUCAAAGGGAGGUGAGCACUGCUACUACCAUGGUCAAGUGAGAGGGAGAGAGGCCUCUCAUGUGGCUCUGUCUACUUGCAACGGGCUCCAUGGAAUGUUUGACGAUGGAGUGUUUGUCUAUUUCAUCGCACCCCUGAACCAGACUCAAGCUGUGGGCACGGGGCCGAGGCCCCACACCUUGCGUCGGACAUCAUCACUCCGUAUGGGCCGAGCCCCUGCUGAUUUGGCUUCUGAGGACCAGGGGGAGGAUGAGGAGGAGGAAGAACAGAUCUUGUCCGACAUGCCUUGGCUCAGGCGGCGCAGGAAACGAGCAGUCCCGCAGAAGGCGUUCGAUGAGAUCAAGUACCUGGAGAUCAUGAUCGUCAGCGACCACAACACGUUUAAGAGACAUAAAAGCAAAAAGCAUACGCGGAACUUUGCCAAAUCAGUGGUGAACCUCGUAGAUGCUAUAUUUAAGGAACAGCUUAACACGCGUGUGGUGUUGGUUGCUGUUGAGAUCUGGACAGAUAGGGACAGGAUUCCUCUCAGUGUCAAGCCUCUGGACAUGCUGAAAGAUUUCUCCAAGUACCGGCAGCAGAACAUCGGCGUCAGCGCAGAUGCGGUUCACCUGUUCACGAAUGUCACGUUUCAUUACGGCCGCAGCAGCAUGGCCUACAUCGGAGGAGUAUGUUCCUCUGGAAGAGGAGUAGGGGUUAACGAGUUUGGCAGCACGUGGACGAUGGCUGCCUCUCUCUCCCAGAGCCUGGCACAGAAUCUGGGCAUCCAGUGGGACCCUGUUAUCAGGAGAAAGGAGUGCGGCUGCAUGGAUUCCUGGGUGGGAUGCAUAAUGGAAGAUACUGGAGUGCAGCAUCCUCGCAGGUUCUCCAAAUGCAGUAUCACAGACUUUAAGAACUUCCUGCUCAAGGGAGGAGCGUCCUGUCUUUUUAACAGACCAAACAAGCUCUUUGAGGCUACAGAAUGUGGCAAUGGGUAUGUAGAGGUGGGAGAGGAGUGUGACUGUGGAACCAGGAUGGAGUGCUAUAAGGACUGCUGUAAGAAGUGCUCUUUGUCUAAUGGUGCUCACUGCAGUGAUGGGCCGUGCUGCAACAGCACCUGCCUGUUCCUUCCCAGGGGCUAUGGCUGCCGCUACUCUGUGAAUGAUUGCGAUAUUUCAGAGUCUUGUUCAGGAGAUUCUGGACAGUGUCCUCCUAACCUACAUAAGCAGGACGGGUACCCCUGUCAGCUCAACCAGGGCCGCUGUUAUGGGGGUGAAUGCAAGACCAGAGACAGCCAGUGCAAGUACAUCUGGGGUACAAAGGCAGGAGGUUCAGAGAAGCACUGCUACGAAAAGCUGAACACUGAGGGGACGGAGAAGGGAAAUUGCGGGAAAGACGGAGAGAAGUGGAUCCCCUGCAGUAAACAUGACGUGUUCUGCGGGUACCUGCUGUGCACCAACAUCAGUAGAACCCCUAGGAUCGGGACACUGAAAGGCGACAUCACCCCCACCACUUUCAACCAUCAGGGACGUCUGGUAGACUGCAGUGGCGGCCGUGUACUCUUGGAUGAUGAAACCGAUCUGGGUUACGUGGAGGAUGGGACACCAUGUGGCCCGUCCAUGAUGUGCCUUGAGCGGAAAUGUGUGCCUAUCUCCUCCCUCAAUCUUACAGCCUGUCCUUCCGGACCCAACGGACGCGUGUGCUCUUCACAUGGAGUGUGCAAUAACGAAGCCACAUGCACCUGUGACUCCACCUGGGCUGGGACAGACUGCAGCAUGCACGACCCGCCGAAAGAACCACCUGCCGUUGAAGACGAGGGUCCCAAGGGUCCUAGUGCCACCAACCUUAUCAUAGGCUCCAUCGCGGGGGCCAUCCUGAUGGCAGCCAUAGUGCUGGGGGGGACGGGAUGGGGAUUUAAGGUGAAAGUAUGAGCGAAGAGGGGUGGAGGUUGUGUCGUAGGCAGCCUUUGUACCAUGGCUGGCUGCUACGCCUCUCUCUAACCUCGUGGAAGGCCCUGGCCCCCCCUCGAAAACCUAGAACAGAGCAAGACCCCUCACGCCCCUACCCGGACCCGCCCGACACUGCUGCCUUUACUGCCUGCUUCACUGAGACCUGGUACAGAUACGCGCUGCACCGCACCUGCAUGCUUCCCCCGAACCUCCUCCUCUGUCCCCCCACACUCAGCGAUAGUGGCGUCUCCCGCCUAACCUCUAUGUGGACAGGUGCAUGUUAAACUGCUGGGAUGCCCCACAUCACGCCAUGCUAUAGGGAGAUUGUGUCAAACCUCCCUCUGUCGUUGUGACUCUUGUUGCCUUUCUUGUUGUCGCUGGUGGUAUUGUUCGUCGUCGUUCAUGUUGUGGGUGUGAACAUCCUGUUCUGACCCUGAGUGUUGUAGACUGUUUAGUCCCUUUUUUGUGUGUGUCACUGUUCUCUCCCAGGAGGUAAUGUUGUUUUUCCAUAUCCUUCUUUGUCUUUCUAAUGCACACUCACACUCACUAGGAGGGACACUUCUACGUCCACUCCAACUGCACAGGAGGGCCUCUGUUACCCCAUGCAACCCAACAAUGUCAAACAGUGUCGCACUUCACAGGAAUAACGUUCUGGAAUAAUUGAGACAGCAGUGUGUUAAUUCUUAAAAAGUCAAGGUCAAGGCAUGCAACAUUAUUUAUCAAGUUCAGUUCAAGGACUCGCUCACAUGGAUUUGCUUUUACAUGGCGAUUGCUGGGUUGCUCGGGUACAGUGGUUAAGUUCAGUGUUCAGAAAGAGCUGUUGUGGUGUAAAUUUGAUAUUUCUGGCAUUGCCUGCACUAACUCCUGUACCUUCUGUUCCCUCUGCGUUUGGCCAUGCCACCAAGAAACGUCAAAAAAAGACGAUACGACCCCAACGCCAGUGCUAUCUAAAGGACCGGAGACUUCAGCCUUGCCUGGUUUCCCUUGGGAUUCUGAAAGUGAGCUACCUGCUGGACUGUACCCUCUCCUGCUGCUAACAGCCAGUUAGCUUUACUUGAACACAAGAGAAAAAAAAAAAAAAGAAGAAAGACAAAGAUGAGUAGAAUAUUUUUCACCCAAAGUCUGGUACCCAAAGCCUGUCCCAGUCCCCUCUACUCUUCCAUGACCUUUGAACCAUUACCCAGUUUUGCAUGGGAGUGUGUUCUUGUUCCUGACUUCCUGGCUUGAUUUUGGCAUGACCAUCCAUGGCUGUGGCAAUUGCAUGGCAGUGGAGGGUCACUAACUCAAAACAAAAAGGGAAAAAAACUGGAGAGCAAAUAUUCCUAAAGAAGAGCAAUCUAGAGCUGAGUCUACACUGACCAUACUGCCAGGUGAGACUCUCCUGUAGUGGUCUUAAGGUCUGAAAAGGCCUAGGUCAUCUGACCACGCUUCAACAUUGGGGGGGGGGACGACUCAUUCCAUUUUGAGACAAACAUGAGAUUUUGGUCUCGUGAUCUCAACGUUGUUUUACAUGGACAUGGAUUUCAACUGCUUUUUCUUUCAAGUUUCAGCAUGUUGUAUUGCAGGCAUUUUAUGCCACAUUAACAGAAAAAAAAAAACGAAAAAAAAACUCACGAAGAAAGAGCAUCCAACAAUUUGGCCAGCAACUUCUUUUUCUGCUUAAUGAGUUCACCUUAAAUCACCCCACACAUGCACAAUGAAUUAUAUAUGCCUGGUAAUGUCAAUAACUGCUCCCCUUACUACUUAUUAUACUGAACUACCAUGUGUGGUCUGUCCUAUCGGUUAAUCAGAGAGCUGCAUGAAAAAACUGCACAGGGUGCAGAGCCAUGUGAAGCCUGCCACGCUUCUUAAGGUAACUGCAUGUCAAAGGAAAAACAGAUAACUUUUACUUACUAUGCAAAAAGGAAAUGUCGCACAAACCCUAUGGAUCAGUACCAUAGAGAAAUGAUACUAACAAUGAAAUUGCUAUCAUUAGGCAGUCUUUUAUAUGCUUGGACAUGUUGGUCUUUUAAAUUAAUUACUUCUAUUUAAAAUGAAUGUGUUUUUUUUGUUUUGUUUUGUUUUGUUUUUUUUUUAAAAGAAGAACCUUCUAAAAAUUUGUUACCAUAGUCAAACUUGACAGACAGAUGAACAGAAAAACUUGUAAGUAAUCAGCACCGGGCUAUUGUUUGGAUCGGGAGGGUUUCGUUUUGGGUUUUCAAGGGUUUUUUCUCCACUGACUUAUGGCACCUGAUGUCAAUUCUCAUCUCCUUAAUACUUAAAAUUCAUCUCAUUUUUCCCAUGGAAACACUGACAGAAGAAUAAAGUUAAUCAAAUUUAACAACAA
Ictalurus punctatus (channel catfish) is the source of this 5078-nucleotide messenger RNA. RefSeq names its product ADAM metallopeptidase domain 23a (gene adam23a). Bases 392 to 2734 code for a protein of 780 amino acids. Gene Ontology annotation, cellular component: presynaptic membrane. Gene Ontology annotation, molecular function: metalloendopeptidase activity. NCBI's taxonomy places the organism in Eukaryota, Metazoa, Chordata, Actinopteri, Siluriformes, Ictaluridae. The record is from RefSeq and is a predicted model, not a curated record. The transcript is spliced from 26 exons. Gene Ontology annotation, biological process: proteolysis.